Molecule: messenger RNA, 915 nt
Organism: Phymastichus coffea
Lineage: Eukaryota; Metazoa; Arthropoda; Insecta; Hymenoptera; Eulophidae
Product: piggyBac transposable element-derived protein 4-like
Exons: 1
Coding region: 1-915 (304 amino acids)
Source: RefSeq, a predicted model, not a curated record
AUGGGGAGAAGAAGGCGAAUUGUGAAUAAAAUUCCUAGUGAUUCAGAGUCUGUUGAUGGGUUGUGUGAUUCUAAUGAUGAAGAUGAGGUAUUGGAUCGCAGAGUAGAUCAUGUAGCCCCUUCAAUCAACAAUCUUCUCGAAGAUGAGGCACACGAAGAAGAAAUUGACAACGAAACAACCACUACAGAUUUAAAUAAAAGUGAAAUUUGGAGAUCGACGAGUAUUCCAAAGACUGAUUUACCUUUCAGUAGGAGUCACGGACCCAUCAUCCCUGACUCCGCGUCUUCUCCAAAGGAUAUAUUUCUUUGUUUGUUCCCUGAGUCUCUAUUAGAUGUUAUUGUAGAGCAAACAAAUUUGUUUAUUUCUCAAAAGAAGUCAAAAGGAGAUCUUAUCACCAAAGAUGAGUUGAAAAUUUUCAUAGCGAUCAAUAUCCAUAUGGGUUACAAGAAGUUACCUUCGUAUCGGGAUUAUUGGUCUAAUAGCCCUCAAUUCCAUGAUUCAUAUAUUUCUUCACUGAUGACUGUGAAUCGCUUUGGAUUUUUUUUGUCUCAUUUGCAUAUCAAUGAUAAUUCAAAAGAACCAGCAAAAGGAGAUCCAGAAUACGAUAAAUUGUAUAAACUAAGACCUCUUCUCGACACUCUUUCUGAAACAUUCAGAGAAUGCUGGAAACCAAGCCAUCACCAAGCUAUUGAUGAAUCAAUGAUCAAGUUCAAGGGGAGGAGUAGCAUGAAACAAUAUAUGCCAGCCAAGCCAACUAAACGUGGUUACAAAGUUUGGACCCGAGCAGAUGAAUCGGGAUUUGUUUGUCAAUUUCAGAUCUACACAGGCAAAACAGAUAGUCCUGAAAAACAAUUAGGAGCACGUGUGGUUCGUGAUCUUACACGUGACCUUGUUGGUCAUAAUCACCAGGUGUAG